Lethenteron reissneri (Far Eastern brook lamprey) is the source of this 4850-nucleotide messenger RNA. RefSeq names its product protein cordon-bleu-like. The record is from RefSeq and is a predicted model, not a curated record. Gene Ontology annotation, molecular function: actin monomer binding. NCBI's taxonomy places the organism in Eukaryota, Metazoa, Chordata, Hyperoartia, Petromyzontiformes, Petromyzontidae.
UAUAGCAGCGCCCGGCGCUUUGAACGCCUUGCUGCAGAAUUGUACGCGGGCAGCAACCGAGACGCACUGAGUUACAAUCACGGUGCGAGUGUGUGCUCAUCGUUGGUAAUCUCGACCAGAGGCAAGCGCAGGAUGAAGAACCGGGCUCCUCCGCCCCCUCCGGGCGUUGCUCCCCUUCGGUCGCCUCGGUCCGCCGAGGCGGACAGGGCCGGAGCGAUUCCAUCGGACAAGGCGGUGGCGGCGGUGGCGGCGGCGGCGCUGUCUUCGGACAAGAGCGAUUCCCCGCCGGCCAUCAAGGCGGCAAGCGGGAAGCCGCCCGCCGAGAAGGGCGCGACGCUGCCCGCCACGAAAGCGGGAUCUCCGCCGCUGGAACGGGGCGGAACUCUGUCGCUUGCCAAGGGAGGAACGCUGCCUUCGCGGGGGAAGGCGGCCGCCCCCAAGCCUCCGCUGGUGGCGAGGGGCCAGAAUGUAUCGUGCUGCGAGGUGGAGUUCUCCGUCAUCCUGCCGUCGGGACAGCUGCACAGCGCCACGUCUGAGAAGCGCAUCCCCAUCAUGGACGUGCUGGUGCGCCUGUGCGCGUGGUACCGUCUGAGCCCGGCGCGCCACGCGCUGGAGCUGUACUCGCGCGUGGACGGCCGCCCGCUGCCCUUCAAGCCCAACACGGCCAUCGGCAGCCUCCCCGUGGGGGCGGUGCGGCUCGUCGAGCGCGAGCCGCUGGACGCGCGCAGGGCCCACCGCUCCAACGCGCCCGAGCCGACGGUGCGGCUGGUGGUGAACCUCUCGCGCACGCAGAAGGAGUUCCUGCGCGUGAGCCGGCGCGUGCCGCUGCGCGUGCUGCUGCCGGCUAUCGCGGCCAAGAGCGGCCUGGAGCCGCGCUCGCUGCUGCUGUUCCGCGACGCGACGCAGGCCGAGCGCGUCGACCUCGCGUGCUCGCUCGCCGAGCUCGGCAUCCGCGAGCUCUACGUCGUCGACACCAGCAAGGCGACCGCGCGAUGCCAUCCCAUCGUGCAUGGCUCCCACACCUACCCAGGGGCCCGCAGACAACCACCGCCCCCUCCUGGAGUCACAGAGCAUGCUGGGAAGGAAAACGCGGGCAUCUUCAGCUGCCUUCGGCCCCGAAAGAAAAAAAUGGUUCACCACUCGGUGCCGGCGUCUCCAGCCCCGGUCCUCGCCGCCGCCGCGGCCCCCAGGAGACGAUCGCUCGAGUCGGACGCCCCCAAGAAGCGGCGCGCGCCGGCGCCGCCCCUGGUCGCCGCCACUCUGCCUCGCGCCGCCUCCUCCGCUCGGCCCCGCGCGGCGCCGGCUCGGCCCGAGCGGCCGCGCAGCCGCUCGCUCCCGGGGGCCGAUUCCGUGGCGCCCGAGGCGAGCGGCGACGGCGGCGCCGACGGCGGCGGCGCCAAGAAGAAAAAGAGGGCGGCCCCGCAGCCCCAGGGGCAGCCAAAGGAGCGGCCGCAGGUGCUGCCUCAGGUUCAGGAGCAGCCUCAGGUGCAGGUGCAGCCACAGGAGCAGCCUCAGGAGCAGCCUCAGGUGCAGCCUCAGGUUCAGGUGCAGGUGCAGCCACAGGAGCAGCCUCAGGUGCAGCCAAAAGUUCACGAGCAGCCUCAGGUGCAGGUGCUGCCAACGGUGCAGCCUAAGGGGCAGCCAAAGCCACAGGGCCAGCCUCAAUCACAGGAUCAAUGUCACGGGCAGCCGAAGGGGCGUGCUCACCCUCGGACGCAGCUGGUGAUCGUCAGCGGCUUGGAGGUGACGGUCAUCAAGGACUCGCACCCGGAGAAGCGCGGCCGCUGCGACGGCGAGGCGUGCGGCGAGGCGGACGAGCGACGGCGGUGCAAGGAGGGCGACCGCGGCGAUAACGAGCAAGCGCAGAAGACGGAGUGCGGCCACGGGGAGCGCGCGGCGGGCGGCGGAGAUGAUGACGCCGGUCCGCAGGCGGACGGUGGUGCCGGGGCCGGAGGGGAUGCGGCGCCAGUGAGGGUGGUACCGGUGAGGGUCGUGCCGAGUUCACCGGAGAAAGGGACCGGCCACACGGUGACCUGGGCGGACGUGAAGGUGGCGGAGGCCGUUGCGGCGUUGCCGUACAUCGACAGCGGCUACGAGCAGGAGGAGCUGAGCGAGGCUUUCCCCAGCAUCUCGGCUCACGGCCCGGCCCUGGAGGACGGCGAGACGGGAGGGGGGCGGCGGGCGGCGGGAGCACCCGCGGGGCCAGCAGCGUCCCCCUCCUCGCCACCCAGCGAGGGGCGGCCCCCACGCCAGGUCUUCGACAUCAAUCAAGCGAGCUGAAAGUUGGCGAUGGCGAGCAUGGCGAGAGUGAUGUUCCUGAAGAGAGAAGCCCCGGUGCCCGUGGACGGUUGCAGCCAUCACUCUCUCCUCACCUUUUCCCCCAUCUUUAUUUCACAUUAAGUCGUGACGUGACAUUUCAUCGCGAUGAUUAGCAGCGGGUACCCGCGUGCGACUGUCCUUUUCAGCCGCUGACAGCUUCAUCGCAUAUAGACGCGUCCGUGCGUUCGGGGCGCACAAGCUCAUUCACGUGUAUAUCUUUUCGUGAAGCUUUUCGUUGUUAUUUUUUUUAUUUAAUGGGCAUACAGCUACAUAACCAAAGAAGCUUAAGCCAUUUACUGAGCACAGUUGUGUAAAUGACACUGUACGGUAUUGUCAGGAAUCGUCCCUGAGGCUCGCACUGCGGGCGUGUAGGUGUAGGGUUGUGGUCUACGGGCCGCCCCCGCGUGUUUUCGGGUUGUCCGACGUUUCGCCCCGGUGAGUCGCAUCCUGCUGGGAGCUUGCCAAUUCGGUAUCGUAAAGAAGCUGCCGGCGCUGGGAAUCUAAACGGCGCAUGUCAAGCCGAGCAGGGCACGGCACGAGCCGGUGCAUGAGCCAGUCCGGCGGGUGACUAUGAGAAUAUGAAAUGGUGUUAGGAUCCUGUGGAAUUCCUUCAGGAUUUCUAUUUUGACAUUUCGUAUAGAACCCAACGUUGCUUUGGGUUUUUUUAAAGGGAUAUCUGAUGUUUUAUUCAUUGAUGAUAAUGACUGCAACUUUACAUUUCUAUAUAGUUAUAUAUAUUAGUUUGCAUGUAAGAUUACAUUUUUAGAGCAAACAUAGGCAUAUCUUAUGCUUCGAGUGGGUGCUGCAGUUAGAAUACAAGCCCCGGCUAACAUCAGUGGCGAGUGAUCUCUGAAACCGGUUCCGGGCCCUCCCCUUUCACCAACCCACAGUGACCAGCGUGGUGAAGUAUGGUCAAACAACCCCCAUGACCGACACGGCAAGUGGAUUGGCACAAGGACUGAAAAGUAUUAUUAUAUCAUGAUUACUCGGCAUAUCUUAUAGAAUUGCAUCUGCUGUCCUUUUUAGCUUUGCUUUGCUUAAUAAAUUGCAGUAUAGACAUUUUCAUUUAGUCGAUGCAGAACCCAAAAAAAAUGUAAGCAUUGCCUGUGAUCGCUGUACAAAAAGCGUACGGAAUUUGUGGAAGUGGUGCCGGUGAAUGCAGUUGACUCGGCAUUUACAACGCCCUACACGGCCGCGCGCGCGCGCGUGUGUGUGUUCCCCUGCUCGCUGGCAGCCUCAACAGAGCCCCUUUGAUUCCCCUCCGUGACAAGGGCAGAGCUGGAAUUUUAUUGUACCCCCCCCCCCGCUCGCCACCCCGUGGAACAAAAGGCGUGGAUUUUACAUUUAAAUGUCAGGCCACUUCCACCGCAGACGAGGCCCCUGUGAGACGUCGCAACGCCUGAGCGUUUUUUUUUAUUUCUAAUGAAAAUCUAACUUUUUUAUUUCUAAUGAAAAUCUAACUUUUUUAUUUCUAAUGAAAAUCUAACUUUUUUACGAUCUCGUUUUCCCUUUAGCAAGGAAUUGGAAAAUAUUUCUCAAUUGUUUUUCAUUUUCAAAACAAAAAGAGAAAGCCAAACUUUUAACCCGACUCAAAAAAUGCAAUAAAGUUAAAUGUGUGCGGGAUGUGAAGAUACAUUAUAUGUAAUACCGCAGGUUUUUGUUGUGCAAGAACCAUGUCACGUUGUCCCGUGACAAAACAUCCACAAUUCUGGAAAAUGUUUAACGUUAAACGGUGCUAAGGGUUUCUAAGAAUUUCCAUUUGUAAACAUUUAGACGCUCCUUUCGGCUUAUGAAAUCAAUGAGGACAAAUUGUAAAAUGUCUGUAAAUGUUUGCACACUCGCAAAGCUGUUUGCGCAAUUGUGUCGCGGGAAGGAAGAAAAAGAGACGACCUCAGUUUACGUAAAAAGUUACCAGGUAGAUGUUUUUUUUCAAGACAGCAACGGGGUGUUUCCAACUGGCCUGGUUGCUGGUGACGUAUCUAAAAUAGACAAACCCCGUUUCUCAGGCGGGGGGGGGGGGGCGGAGGAGCUGUUAUUUUGGCUGCCCUCACCGAAAGGCCAUGUGGGACAAGUGAAGAAAACGAACAAUCCUUGGGAAGGCACAUCCCGUCCCCCGCGCGCUCGCGAAGGGAGCCAUGGCGCAGCGUGCCCGGUCGGGCCACGUUGUGCCGACGCCGUGGCCAGAAUUGCCACCCAACUCACCUGGCAGCUUUUGGCAUCGUUCCCACAGGGCUUGCUGGCAACAGCCGUGUUAUUCAUGCCACGGCGCCUUCCAAUGAUGACAGGACGUGUGCAAGGAGAAGUGAAAUGUUCGUUUUAUUCAGAGAUGAAACAAAAACAGUUUGUCAUUUCUUACCAUAUAGUUCAAGCGUUUUGUGUCUCCUUAUGAUCAUCAUCAAAACCCAGAGGAAUGUGUGUAGGCUACAAACAAAAUGUUAAGUUCGGAAACGUUUAUAGUGAAAUACUGUAUGGUAACUACGUGCAGCGUGCUGAAUAUAUACACCAAUGGUGGCGUCAUCUUGACAUGCAGA